UACUGGCGAUCUCAAACGGACAGUAUUCAUAAAGUCGUUGAGAGAUCGGUACAUCUUUUCACGUUGUUGAGCGCAUUAUUAUUGUUUGUUCGUUUAUUAGAAAUUGUGAUCGAUUGGAAUCGAAUUUUUUGAGAGCGAAGAUUUUUUGUGUGUUGUUGAUUCGAAAGGAGCAAAAAGAUUUUGUUUCUUUUGGGAUUUUUUUUUUAAAUUUUGUGACGAAUGCCCAUACUCAAAUUGUCGAUUUGUUUUUCGCGAUUUUCGUUGGUGUUUUAUGAAAAUUUAAACAGAAAAUUUUCUCGAUGAAAUUUUCGAUAUUUUAUGUGAUUGACUUGUCGUACACUUGAUACCAUUCCAUCCAAGCAUACAACCGGGAACAGUGAACUUUUUUCCUUUGACCAAUCAGUGAAAAAUAUGUUUUGCAAAUUUUGACAAAACUUUGACCAUUUGAAGAAGAUAAAAAAUCGAAAAAAAUGGAAACGUGUGUUCUAAUACCUCAAGAAUUUUCAUUAGUUGUAACAUCGUUGGGAGCCCGUAACUCCGGCGACCAGGUGGCAUCCGUAUGGACGACCAACCGGAUAAAACAAGGAGCCUUCUACUAUCCGUUCCAAGGAACCGUACGAAUCGACAAAUUGAACAUUUAUUCGUAUGUGGACGAUGAAGAUAUUCGAUACAGAUUUGGUCUUUACGAUGAAGUUACCGUAAUUAAUGGAUGUCGUGUACGACACUGUAAUUGGAUUAGAUUUUUACGGGUAUCAGAGACAUAUGGACCACAGGUGAAUAUCGUUUGUACCAAAGUCAAAGGAGAACCGUUGUACGAAAUCGUUAAGCCAUUAGCUGCCCACCAAGAAUUAGUUGUAUAUUAUUUACCUGAACGACCGGAGCGACCUGAAGAAUUGUUUUUCGUUCGAAUGAGAAGCACACUGUAUCGACGCACAAUGGAUUCGAUACUGGAAGAAUCGCCAUUGGAUUUAUCGAUGUCAUUACUAUCAAGAGUGUUAUUGCCCAUAUCACCACCAUCCGGCGGUGAAGACGAACAUAAAUCCGUUUCGGGCGAAUCGUUAACAUCAUCGUCAUCAUCAGCUGCAAGCAGUACCGGUGAUUUGUUGGACUCGACCAUAACGAUACCAAGGUCAUCGCCGAAGGCAAGACCUACCCGCGGUGAACGGGCACUGUUGCCGUGCGAGGUGUGCGGGAAGGCAUUCGAUCGGCCGAGUUUGCUCAAGCGACAUAUGCGCACGCAUACAGGUGAAAAACCACACGUGUGCUUGGUUUGCGGUAAAGGUUUCAGUACCAGCAGCAGCUUGAACACUCAUCGACGCAUACACAGUGGCGAGAAGCCCCAUCAGUGUCAAGUAUGUGGGAAACGAUUUACGGCCAGCUCCAAUUUAUAUUACCAUCGAAUGACACAUAUUAAGGAAAAGCCUCACAAAUGUGGGCUUUGUUCGAAAUCAUUCCCAACACCCGGCGAUCUCAAGUCACACAUGUACGUGCACAGUGGCUCUUGGCCGUUCAAGUGUCAUAUAUGUUCGAGAGGAUUCUCGAAACAUACAAACCUCAAGAAUCAUCUAUUUCUACACACCGGUGACAAGCCCCACUCUUGUAAUCUAUGCAACAAAAAGUUUGCGCUUGCCUGUAAUUUAAGAGCCCACAUGAAAACCCAUGAAGGUGAACCCACCGAAGAAUGUAUGCGAUGCGGCAAAAUGUACAUUUUAACAGCGGAUGUGAACAAAGGUAUGUGCGGACGGUGUCUCGGCAUACCGUGCGACCAAAUGUCCAAUUCACAAUUCCGAUCAUCGGGUGAAUCCGGCACGGAAGAAGAGGAAUCAUCGAAUGGUGGCACUGAGUUCAGUGACAGUCGGUAGUGAGACCGGAGGAGGAGAAAAAAAAGGUUUGGCGUAUUAUGAGAGAAUUGUUGUACAAAUUAGGAUCGAUGUUUAGUGGAGACUCUACCAAAUUCACCGAAUAGAAAGUGCCCAAAAUGAAAAACUUUUUUGUUGUAAAUAUUACAAGACUGUAAAUAAUGAGACUUCAGAUGCUAUUUACGUAUAGUUUUUAUGGUUCUCCUACAUCGUUUUAUUAAGUUUAUUUAUACAUUUUAUGGAAAAACUUUAAUUUUAUUAAAAAUUUUUAAUUGGUUGGAACUGUUAACAAAAAAACCUCACCGUCAGACAUGCAAGUGAUUUUUUGUCUUGCUCAUUCUGACGCUGACAAACGUUCAUAAUUUUUAUAUUUACGAAAUUGAUCGGCCACAGAGAG
Molecule: messenger RNA, 2256 nt
Organism: Bradysia coprophila
Lineage: Eukaryota; Metazoa; Arthropoda; Insecta; Diptera; Sciaridae
Biological process (GO): regulation of gene expression
Cellular component (GO): nucleus
Molecular function (GO): protein binding
Source: RefSeq, a predicted model, not a curated record